AUGGAGAAAAGAACAGUGGUUUUUCCUUUUCCUAUAGCACUUUCUUGUCUUUUUAUCUUCUUUGCUGCUUCUUCUUUUUCUUCUGGUAGCCUAGUUUUCAACUUCUAUGCACCUUCAUGCCCAAAUGCUGAGAUUAUUGUAAGAGACACGGUCAGAUCAUUCUGUUCUGAUGAUCCUUCAAUUCCUGGAAAGCUCCUUCGCUUGGUUUUUCAUGAUUGCUUUGUGGAGGGAUGUGAUGCUUCUUUGAUGCUACAAGGGAAUAAUACAGAACGAAGUGAUCCAGGAAACAGGUCUGUUGGAGGAUUUUCAGUUAUAGAAUCAGCAAAAAGAGUCCUUGAAUUCCUUUGUCCAGGAACAGUUUCUUGUGCUGACAUAAUUGCAUUGGCUGCUAGAGAUGCUGUUGGAAUUGUUGGUGGUCCUGUGGUUCUAAUUCCAACAGGUAGAAGAGAUGGGAGGGUUUCCCUUGCUUCAAAUGUCAGACCCAACAUUGUGGACACAAGUUUUACAAUGGAUGAGAUGAUUAACCGCUUUUCAAGUAAAGGGUUGUCUUUAUUUGACCUUGUCAUCCUUUCAGGAGCUCACACCAUAGGAACAUCUCAUUGUAACUCAUUUAGGGACAGGUUCCAAGAAGAUUCAAAGGGGAAACUGACACUCAUUGACAAGGCUCUUGACAGUAGCUAUGCUGAAGAGCUAAUGAAAGAGUGUCCCUUAAGUGCAAGUCCAUCUGUGCAAGUUAACAAUGAUCCUGAAACAUCUAUGGUCUUUGACAACCAGUACUAUAAAAAUCUUAUGAUGAACAAGGGGUUGUUAAAGUCUGAUUCUGUUUUGUUAAGUGAUAAUAGAACAAGUAAAUUAGUGGAGGACUUGGCAAAUGAUCAAGAGUUUUUCUUUGAAAAUUGGGGCCAAUCUUUCUUGAAGCUCACUAGUCUUGGAGUCAAAACAGGUGAUGAGGGUGAAAUUCGAAUUUCUUGUGCAUCAACUAAUGCAUAA
Messenger RNA from Abrus precatorius (Indian licorice), 990 nucleotides. Its product is annotated as peroxidase 46. Gene Ontology annotation, biological process: hydrogen peroxide catabolic process; response to oxidative stress. Bases 1 to 990 code for a protein of 329 amino acids. The record is from RefSeq and is a predicted model, not a curated record. NCBI's taxonomy places the organism in Eukaryota, Viridiplantae, Streptophyta, Magnoliopsida, Fabales, Fabaceae. Gene Ontology annotation, molecular function: heme binding; peroxidase activity. The transcript has 4 exons.